Messenger RNA from Colletotrichum destructivum, 1234 nucleotides. Its product is annotated as Putative aldolase-type TIM barrel, schiff base-forming aldolase. NCBI's taxonomy places the organism in Eukaryota, Fungi, Ascomycota, Sordariomycetes, Glomerellales, Glomerellaceae. Bases 197 to 1180 code for a protein of 327 amino acids. The transcript has 3 exons. The record is from RefSeq and is a predicted model, not a curated record. Gene Ontology annotation, molecular function: 4-hydroxy-tetrahydrodipicolinate synthase activity.
UGUCAACAAAAGGUCUUCAAGCUCACGAGAGACUAAACAGUCGUCAGAGAUACCCAGAGAGCAUCAAUCAGUCUUGUCCAAGUCCCUUGAGCUUCUUCUCCCCUUUUGCCUUCUUCACAUCCUGUCCGAGUUCCAUUAUACACACUCACACACUCACACACUCACUCUCUCACACAAACAUCACACACACAUCACAAUGGCCGACGUGAGAGUACCGCCCACGGGCGUCUUCGUCCCCGUCCCGACCUUCUUCCACUCGGCCUCGGCCUCGGCCGGCGCCCUCCAGCCCAAGGUCGACAUCGACACGCAGAUCAAGCACAGCGUCUACCUGGCGCAGAACGGCAUCCGCGGCCUGGUCCUCCUCGGCUCGACCGGCGAGGCCAUCCACCUGACCAAGGCCGAGCGCCACGACCUCGUCGCCGGCGUCAAGAAGGGCCUCGAGGACGCCGGGUUCCCCGACUACCCCAUCAUGGCCGGCGUGCUGACCAACGGCAUCGACGAGACGCUUGAGUGGCUCGACGACUACGCGAAGGCCGGCGCCCAGUGGGGUCUGGUGCUCGUCCCGGGCUACUUUGGCGCCGCGGCCAACCAGGAGAACAUCAAGGAGUGGUACACCGUCGUCGCCGACAAGAGCCCUCUGCCCAUCCUCGUGUACAACUACCCCGGCGUCACAAACAACGUCCUCGUCGAGCCCGACACGUACAAGGACCUCGCCCAGCACCCCAAGAUUGUCGGUUGCAAGAUGUCCCACGGAAACGUCUCCCUCCACAUCCAGGUCUCGUCCGACCCGCGCAUCGAGCACGCAAAGUUCCGCGUCUACAGCGGCUUCGGCCAGCAGCUCGCGCCCAUCGUGCUCUUCGGCGCCGCCGGCGUCAUCGACGGCCUCGCCGCCUUCUACCCCAAGACCGUGUCGCGCCUCUUCGCCCUCGCCGAGAAGCGGCCCGUCGAGCAGGGCACCCUCGAGGAGGUCCAGCGCCUGCAGUACGCCGUCAGCCGCGCCGAGGACUUCAUCGGCAAGACGGGCAUCAUCGGCAUCCGCGAGGGCAUCAUCCGCAAGGCCGGCUUCGGCGCCCUCGAGGGCGGACGCCUGCCGCUCAAGGGCCGCUUGCCCGAGGCCACGUGGACGGCGCUGGACUCGCUGCUGCUGGCGGAUAUCGAAAAGAUUGAAAAGUCGCUGUAGAGAGCUGACGGCCGCAGAGUAGGGGCCGCGGGGGGGAGCUAAUGAAUACAUGAU